CGGCGGGAGGAGGGGGCGCGCGCUUCCCGGAACAGCCCGCGCUGAGGGAAGAGAGGAAGAAAAUAAAACCCGCGGCCGGAGCCAAAGCUGGAGCUGCCGCCGCCGCCGUCUCGGCCGUCUGGAGCUCCCCCACGCGGACGAUGCCCGCGAUGCCCGCGCGGGGCUCGGGGCGGUGAGGCCCGGGGCGCGGGGUAGCUAUGGCGACCGGGAGCGCGGCCCGCGGCGCCGCCUGACAGGUGUGGGGCCCCGGCGGCGGCGGCACGGAGCAGCAUGUACGCCAAGGGGGGCAAGGGCUCGGCCGUGCCCUCCGACAGCCAGGCACGAGAGAAGUUGGCGCUGUACGUGUAUGAGUACCUGCUGCACGUUGGUGCCCAGAAGUCAGCCCAGACCUUUCUGUCCGAGAUCCGAUGGGAGAAGAACAUUACGCUGGGGGAGCCUCCGGGCUUCCUGCAUUCCUGGUGGUGCGUGUUCUGGGACUUGUACUGUGCAGCGCCCGACCGCAGAGAGGCAUGCGAGCACUCGAGUGAAGCCAAGGCCUUCCAGGACUACAGCGCUGCAGCGGCCCCCAGCCCGGUGAUGGGGAGCAUGGCUCCCAAUGAUGCAAUGGCAUCAGGCCCCAUGGCACCCGGCUUCUUCCAGCCCUUCAUGUCACCGCGGUUCCCAGGGGGCCCUCGGCCCACCCUGCGGAUGCCGAGUCAGCCUCCCGUGGGCCUACCCGGCUCCCAGCCCCUCCUCCCUGGCGCCAUGGACCCCUCCCCACGUGCUCAGGGGCAUUCGAGCAUGGGCCCGAUGCAGAGGGUGACGCCUCCACGGGGCAUGCCCAGCGUUGGUCCCCAGAGCUACGGGAGUGGCAUGCGGCCCCCACCCAACUCUCUUGCUGGCCCGGGUUUGCCCACCAUGAACAUGGGACCCGGCGUGCGUGGCCCAUGGGCCAGCCCCAGUGGCAACUCGAUCCCCUACUCCUCCUCCUCUCCUGGCAGCUACACGGGACCCCCAGGAGGAGGUGGGCCCCCUGGAACACCCAUCAUGCCCAGCCCUGGAGACUCCACCAACUCCAGUGAGAACAUGUACACCAUCAUGAACCCCAUCGGGCCAGGCGCCGGCAGGGCUAAUUUCCCGCUUGGCCCUGGUCCGGAGGCCCCCAUGGCCGCCAUGAGUGCGAUGGAGCCUCACCAUGUAAACGGAUCCCUGGGCUCGGGCGAUCUGGACGGGUUGCCGAAGAGCUCCCCCGGCGCCGUGGCCGGCCUGAGCAACACCCCGGGCACCCCGCGGGACGACGGCGAGAUGGCGGCCGCCGGGACCUUCCUGCACCCGUUCCCGAGCGAAAGCUACUCCCCCGGGAUGACCAUGAGCGUGUGAUGGGGCCGCAGCCCCUUGCCCACUGCCGACCUCGGCUUCUGCCCAGCGCCCCUGCCCGGGGCCAAGGUCCAGGGGCUCGGGUGGUCUGCAGGGUGAGGGUCUGAGGUCACACCGCGGGCAACUGGACUCCCGGUCAAGGCUUGGAUGGCUGGGAGGCCCCGCGCAAAGGACUCAUUCAUUUUAUAAAAAACACAAGGACCUCAGAGACGUUUUUUCCUGUAUGGGCCCUUCCCGCCAUUUCUGUUUGUCCAGGGGGCUCCUUGGGGGACUUCCUUUCCCCUGGAGAGCAGGGGUGGGCCCCAUCAAUAAACAUAACUCGAUUUUGGU
Molecule: messenger RNA, 1686 nt
Organism: Physeter macrocephalus (sperm whale)
Lineage: Eukaryota; Metazoa; Chordata; Mammalia; Artiodactyla; Physeteridae
Gene: SSBP4
Product: single stranded DNA binding protein 4
Exons: 17
Coding region: 271-1359 (362 amino acids)
Biological process (GO): positive regulation of transcription by RNA polymerase II
Cellular component (GO): nucleus
Molecular function (GO): protein binding; single-stranded DNA binding
Source: RefSeq, a predicted model, not a curated record